AUGGCCACCGCGGUCAAGUUCGCGCUCCCAUCAGGGGCACAGUACUUUACACCAUUCGCUGUAUUUCCAGUGGAGAUUCGCCUCCAGAUAUGGGAGGCUGCCAUAUUCGAACCUGGCAUGCACUUUCUCAGGAUUGUGCCCAACGAAGACCAGGGCCACGUCCUCGCCCGAGUCAUCCAAGGCUCCCGUCGUUUCCUCCUUGUCAGAGCACAUCUUGCUCCCAUAUUCCCGAAUCCGAAAGCCGACAACUCACAUUACGUCGCCCUCGCAAAGGUCCUCGAAACCCUUUCCAACACCUGCAGUGAGGCCAAGCGCGUGGUCCAGCGCCUUCUUCGGGACCCGGGCACACUCGAGGUCAACGGGCAGCCCAUCGCCCUGACCUCUCACGCCCAGGACAUCGUGUGCCUCGACUACCUGCCAUCGGACCUCUUCUACAGUGGGUGCCGCAUAUCACACGACUUUCGGUGUCCAGGUCUCGACAAGAUUCGCCAUCUGGCCGUCAGGUACUGCCACAAGUGGGAGACGGUGGUCUUGCUGUGUGAAGCUUGUGGCGGUUCGCACAUGCGUGAGACGACCAAGAACCACCCCGUCCACGCCUAUCAGUUCCUUGCGCGGCAGUGUCCCAACCUGGAGACGUUCUACCUCAUCGACUACUUGAUAUUGCGAAAGGAAGCAAAUGAAGCUGCGGGUCAGUUGAGCAACCUCGAUCGGAAGCCUGUCACUGGACAUUCUUCAGAUGGCCAAGUGCUUCCGCCGGUGCAAAGUAUACCUAGUGGAAGGGCAUAUCGAGAGAGUCCAAAGUUCACAAGUAGCGGUCGAACUUAUUUCGAGAUUGCUCGGGACCAGGAUGACUGGCUCGUCCAGUCGCGCGUAUUCGAGACUCUCGACUGGAUUCAAAAGAGCUUUCGCCGAUACGCUGUCGAGAGCACCACCACUCGCCACCGGCACAGUCGACCCCUCCAGGUCCAAUUCAAGGUCCUCUCUUGCGAAUGGGACGUUGUCCAGGCGACAGCGGCUCCGAAACCGAAGAUUGUUGCGCAGCGAAAAGGAAACAACAAGCGCAUGUUUGCCGGCGAUGCAACGGAGCCCGCCCGCAAAUCGGCCAGAUCGACCAGCAGCCAGUCCAUGACUACAGUCUCUGUGCCGUGCAGUCAACGGAUGGGUUUCGUGUUCGGGCAGGGGGAGCAUCACGACUUUGUUUUCGGGAGAGGAGGUCGCCGCGGUCAGUAG
This is a messenger RNA of Verticillium alfalfae VaMs.102, 1230 nucleotides long. RefSeq lists its product as hypothetical. The transcript has a single exon. NCBI's taxonomy places the organism in Eukaryota, Fungi, Ascomycota, Sordariomycetes, Glomerellales, Plectosphaerellaceae. The record is from RefSeq and is a predicted model, not a curated record. The coding region runs from base 1 to 1230 and encodes 409 amino acids.